AGCAGCAGCAGCUCAGGGAGUAGUACUAGACCACUGUGUUGUGCAGGAACAGGCACGACGUAUCCGAAAACCGCUAGCGGAUUAAAUGAAAACGAAAACUACUCUUUCAUGUGGAUUAAUUCCGGGGAGAGACGUUUAGUUGAAGCGAGAAGACUUUUAAGCGAAAUUGGACCGAGUGACGAGGAUUGGGACGUUAGUCACAGUGCGAUAACACCACCGAAUGAUUUCUUUUGCCCCGCCGCUAAGGUUGCAGGCUAAAAGAAACGGCCGAUAAUGUGCAGCAUCUGCUCUACAGCAACACCCACUUCCUGCCUGUAGAGGAAGCGGCUGUGCCAGCAUGUCCUCUCAUCCCCAGACUGUGCCGCCGGGCCGGAGGACUGUGGACACACGGCACCUGCCAAACCCCGCCACUCUACCACUGCAGCUGCAACGGGCACACACGGAUGUCGGACUGGUUGACUACCCCUCUCAUCAUAGCAGGGAAUACAGUCCCCACCUCACCCAGCCCCAUCGUCGUCGACCUUCUUUGCUUUCAGAGUUCCAGCCUGGAAGUGAAAGAGGACAGGAUCAGCAUAUCCGCUAUGAGCACAUCUACCUAGCAGAGCCCACUGGCCAAUCAGAGGUGGAGUAUGCAGAUAUCAAAAGGCCUCGUUUAGAGAUGGGACCAGAGUCUGUGAUGAGGCCUUCAUCCCACCGCCCGCCAUUGCCUCUGGGAGGGCCUGAGGACAUGACAAAGGAUCGCGGAAGCGCCAUUGGGAAGCUGGAGCCCAUCUCCCCUGUAAGUCCUGUCCAUAUUGAUCCUGACUUGGAGCUGGUUCCAGCUCGGUUCUCCAAGGAAGAAUUGAUUCAGAACAUGGACCGUGUAGACAGGGAGAUCAGCAUGGUGGAGCAGCAGAUUUGCAAGCUUCGCAAAAAACAGCAACAGCUGGAGGAGGAGGCCGCAAAGCCCCAUGAGCCAGAGCGACCCAUCUCGCCACCACCAAGUGAGGCCAAGCACCGCAGCCUGGUGCAGAUCAUCUACGAUGAGAACAGGAAAAAGGCAGAAGAAGCUCACAGGAUACUGGAGGGACUGGGACCCAGGGUAGAGCUGCCUCUGUACAACCAGCCAUCUGAUACCAAGCAGUACCAUGAAAACAUCAAAAUAAACCAGGCGAUGAGGAAGAAGCUCAUCUUAUACUUCAAAAGGAGAAAUCAUGCUCGUAAGCAGUGGGAACAGAAGUUUUGCCAGCGCUAUGACCAGCUAAUGGAGGCUUGGGAGAAGAAGGUGGAGCGCAUUGAAAACAACCCACGGCGCAGAGCCAAGGAAAGCAAGGUGCGGGAGUACUACGAGAAACAGUUCCCAGAGAUCCGCAAGCAAAGAGAGCUGCAGGAGCGAAUGCAGAGCCGUGUUGGGCAGCGAGGGGGUGGGCUGACCUCAUCUGCAGCUCGCAGUGAACAUGAAGUCUCUGAAAUCAUUGAUGGAAUAUCAGAGCAUGAGAACACAGAGAAGCAAAUGCGACAGCUGGCAGUCAUCCCUCCUAUGCUGUUUGACGCUGAGCAGCAACGCAUCAAGUUCAUCAACAUGAAUGGGUUGAUGGGUGACCCCAUGAAGGUGUACAAGGACCGGCAGGUUAUGAAUAUGUGGAGCGAUCAAGAGAAGGACACGUUCAGAGAGAAGUUCAUCCAGCACCCCAAAAACUUCAGUCUGAUUGCGUCUUUUCUAGAGAGAAAGACGGUGGCAGAGUGUGUGCUCUUUUACUACCUGACCAAAAAGAAUGAGAACUACAAGAACAUUGUGCGAAGGAACUACCGACGCAGAGGAAGAAGCCAGCACGGUCAGCAGCAGCAGCAGCAGCAGCAGCAACAACAAGUGAACCGGAACAGCCAGGAAGACAAGGAGAAGGAGGAGAAAGAGAAGGAGGCAGAGCGGGAUGAAGAGAAAAAUGACACUGAAGACAAGGAAGAUGGAAUGAAGGACGACACCUCUGGAGAAGAUGCAGAGGACAAAGAGCCUCCCGUGGCUAUCAAGGGUCGACGAACAGCCAAUAGCCAGGGACGCCGCAAGGGCCGUAUAACCCGCUCUAUGACCAGCGAAGCAGAGGAGACCUCAGCACCGCCACUCAACAAUGAGCUCGCCAAUCUUGAAAUGAAUGAGAGCUCUCGCUGGACUGAAGAAGAGAUGGAAACUGCCAAAAAAGGCCUUCUCCAGUAUGGUAGGAAUUGGUCCGCCAUCGCCAAGAUGGUGGGAUCAAAGACCGUGUCACAGUGCAAGAACUUCUACUUCAACUACAAGAAGAGGCAGAAACUGGAUGAAAUUCUGCAGCAGCAUAAAAUGAAAUCGGAGAAGGAACGAAAGGCCCGUCGUAGAGGCAAAGCCUCACAGAAUGAGGAAACUAAUGCCCCAUAUCCAGCAGAGGAGGAGGAGAUGGAGGGUUCAGGAGCCAGCUGCAAUGAAGAAGAAGCCCCCGAGGAUGGAGAAGGUGGAGCCAAUAACAGCUCUGACACGGAGAGCCUGCCCUCGCCGCACUCGUCUGAGGACAGCAAGGCUAAGGAGGAAGCCUCAAGCAAGGCAAAGGGCAGCUCAAACACUGGCGACAAGAAGGAGGACCUCGCAGACACAAGUCAGGCAGGGGAUGAGAAACCUCCAGUCAAGGAAGAUGCAGAUUCCAUUAAACAGGAGAUUAAGACUGAAACAGGGGAGCCCAACAGAGACCAGCUGCAGCCAACACCGCCCAGUGAUGCCACAGAUACAAAACCUCCCACUGCAGGCACGGAGGAAGUCAAGAGCUCCAACAAGAACUCCAAGAAGGACCAUGCGGCCAAAACUUGCUCCCAUGGAGACAGUGACUCUAGUGCCACUUGCAGUGCUGAUGAGGUGGAGGAGACGGACAACACAGAUAAGAACAGAAUGAUGUCUCCACGGCCAAGCCUACUGAACUACACUCAUGAUGGGGUCAUAUCAUCCCCACUACAGAAGCCCAUGGAUCUGAAACAGCUGAAACAGAGAGCAGCUGCUAUACCACCUAUUAUGCAAGAAGCCUCGGUGCACGGGGGUCAGCAGAGUGGGAAGGCAUUACUGCCUCCCCACGCUUUGGCACUGUACCAGCAACAGAUCACCAUGGCUCAUGGGGAGUCCUCCCAGGAGGUCAAGCUGCAACAGCAGCAGCAGUUUCCAGGCCAGCCAGGCAAACAGCAGCCUUAUACCCCACAGGCAGACAGAGACAGGGAGGCUCUGCACAGCAACAGCCCACGUGUUCGCCCGCGCAGCCCCUCUGCCGGCGAAAAGGAUGAAAAGCCCCCAGCAUUCUCUCCACACAGUGAAGCUAAGAAGCAGGCGCUCGGCCCUGAUGACCCGAGGACCUCUAACUUGGGGCGCUCAGUUCUAUCCCCUUACCCUGUGUCCCCACGAGACAUGUCCAAGAGCACUCAUGACCAGCACCUGAUCCACUUCAACUCGUUCCAGCCAUCAGGCCACCCCUCACUGCCGCAGGACAGCGGAAGGCUAGCAGCAGUGAGACCGCUCACAAUGCCAGAGCCUCCACCUCUCAUUUCCUCCUCCAAGCCAGGAGGCUCUAUCACACAGGGCACACCAGUACAGCUGCACAGCCCAGCUCAUGGGUUGGACCAUGGGAAGAUGCCCUCCGCACCGAUGGGGGUGCCUUGGAUGGAUCAGAGGAAAGGGGCAGGUGGUUUUCCAAUAGUAAAGCAGGAACAGCUGUCCCCUCACAGCUCGUCCUCCCAAGCUGAUAACCUGUCAGCCCAAGGGCCAUCUCAUGAUAGUGCUGCUGGACGUGCGUCUAUUUCAGCUGUUCAGGGGGGUAGUAUCACUAAAGGCAUCCCAGGGACCAGACUGCAUCCUGAUUCCCCAAUUCCCUAUCGAGGCGGCUCCAUUACUCAGGGGACGCCGGCUGAUUCGCUUUAUAAGGGAACCAUAGCGCGACUAAUGACUGAGGACAGUGCCAGCCGAGUUGAGAGGGAGCGCGAUGAGGCCCUGUCUAAAGGACAUGUGCUCUAUGAGGGCAUUAGUGGGCACAUUCUUACAUAUGAUCGCUCAGCAUCCCAGACUCCUAAAGAUGAGGGCCGAGGUGGAGGGCAGUCUGGGGAAAUCCUGGGCCUCAAGCGUCCUUAUGAUGUAAUGGAAGGAGGCAUCUCGAGGGGACUGCCUAUGAGGGAAUCGUUGUCUGCUGCCAACUGUGAAGGACUGAUUGGACGAGCCAUGCCUCAUGAUAGUGACAGUCCCCACCAUGCCUCUUACAAGGACUCUCAUCACAUCCGUGGUUCCAUCUCACAAGGUAUACCUCGUCAUCUAGAUCAGGAUAACUACAUGAGGAGGGAACCUAAACAGAUGAAAAGAGAGAGCCCCCCACCUCGUGGGCCUGGCUCUUUGUCUGAUUCUAUGAAAGGCCGAGAGACCAUAGUGAAGGAGGCUGGGCGCUCUAUCCACCUCAUUCCCAGGGAAGAGCUCCGACAGCCUGGAAAGGAGGGCAUCAUUGUACAGGGAUCGUCCAUGAAGCAGGAGGUGGCUAGUUCAGGGAAACGUCAUGAUGUCCGCUCCAUCAUGGGCAGUCCCUACCACGGUACACAGUCACACCUGGAGAUGCGUACUGAGAGAAGCCGAUAUGAAGACGCACCUAAAGGGCGCCCCAGUGCAGUGGUCAGUACAGCUAGUCCCAUAUCGCGCUCUUCUCCACUGACGCUGGGGUCAGAGCAGGGUGGCAAAGCCCAUCACAGCCCAGUGGGCUACGAUGAUAAAGGAGCCUUAAGGACACCUUACCCUGGAUCCUCACAUCGUAGCUCCCCACUGUCCAGGGAGGCAGGUCAAAGGCAGCAUGAGGUUUCCAGUAAGAAUCUGACUCAGGAGCGUAAAGCCACACCAACCCCCAGAGAGAUGACUACCACCAAAUCACCACUUUCCACUCUUCCAGAUCAGCAGACCCUGUUUCCGAGUCUGGGACAUGAAAUGUACCGUCACAUUUCCUUAGCUUUUGAUCCUGCUGCAAUGGGUCGUAGUAUCCCAAUCGACUCAGCAGCAUACUACUUGCAUAGGCCCCUUGCUUCCGGCGCUCCAUACUCUCCCCACUACCCCUACAUCAUCCGUGGCUUUCCUGACACCGCCGCCCUGGAGAACCGGCAGACGCUGCUCAACGACUAUAUCACUUCUCAGCAGAUGCAUCAGUGGCCCGCAGCUGCUGCCAUGGCUGCACAGCGCUCAUCUGACAUCAUGAGGGGCAUUCCAUCACGUGACCAGGCUGUCCCCCUGCCCUACCCUCCUCGGGGGAUCAUCGAUCUUUCUCAGGUAUCACACAUACUGGUCCCUCCCUCUCCAGGGACAGUGGAUCGCAUCCCUUACAUCCCUGGGACGAGCACCGGCUUCCCUGGCAGACCUUACACCACCUCUCCCAUCUCACCCGUUGGCUCCUCACACAUGAGCAAAAUGCAAGGCACGGCCUCAUCUUUAGAGCGUGAAAGAGACCGUGAACGUGACAGGGAGCGGGAGCGUGAAAGUGAGAGGGAGCGGGAACGGGAAAAGGAGAGGGAGCGUGAACGGGACCGUCAGAGAGAUCGGGAAAAGGAAAGGGAGCGCGAGAGGGACCGCGAAAGGCAAAGGGACCGGGAGAGAGAGAGGGAUCGAGAGCGUGAGAGAGACAAGGGCGGCUCUAUUGGAAAUGUGGAGCAUGCCCCCAUCUGGCGACCAGGUACAGAGCACAGCUUGUCAAGCAGCAGCAGCAGCGUAAGACCUGCGUCCCAGCCGCACAGCCACCAGCACUCCCCAGUGUCGCCUCGUACCCAGGAAAACGUCCAGCAGAGGCCAAGUGUCCUGCACACUGGGGGGAAAAGUCUUUCUGUCAACGAACACUCCGGCUCAUCUGUGUUACGGUCCAUGCCCUCAGGGUCAUCCCACUACCAAGCUUACCCUAGCCAUCUCCAAAGGACAGGUGUGCUUUCUGAGGCCUACCCAACUGCCAUGGAUUUAAAUGCACCCAAAGAGCAGAGUCGCGAUGCAGGCAAAAACAGGGGAGGUCUACCCAAACAUUUUCAGGACCAGCAUGGCCCAUCCAGUAAAUCUGACCCCAAGCUGUCCAGCCCCAGCCCAGGUGGACUAUACCCCGGAUCUUAUACCUCUGCUUCAGGCCGUCCCCAGCACCUACUGCCUCUGCAGUCAGACAACCCUCCUGGCCGUGGAGAAAGCGGUACACCUAGUAGGGAAAAGACUCAAAACAAACAGAUGUCCAUUCAAGAACAAGAGCUCCGAUCACUCGCUAUGACACACGGUCUUUACCGUUCUCCAUCUGAAGAGAGACUGUCUCCAGGCCAGCAGCCCCAGUCCCCUUGUGUCAAAGGCAGCCAAAGGGUGGUCACUCUGGCACAGCACAUCAGCGAGGUGAUAACUAAAGACUACAGGCAGAGCCAGCAGCAAAGCUACCACGGUUCUCCUGUCCUGGACUUGACCCGUCCACCCAGUGCCUCCCAGCCCCCUCCCACUUCACAGGAGUCUGCUCAGGGGACCCGCUAUGCCGAGGGACCUGGUGGAGAACGCAACAGAGACCGAUCUCCACCUCAGCCUAAAACAUCACCUGUCAGUGUUUCUAUUGACGGCAUCGAACCAGUGUCUCCUGCUGGAGCCAACUCUGAACCUGAAGUCCAGAGAGGAGCCUCCUACCCCAGCGAGCAGGGAGAGCAAGGGAUGGGUUCCCACUCUCCUCCAAAUGCCUCCCAGCCUCCUGCCUUCUUCAGCAAACUGACUGAGAGCAACUCGGCUAUUGUGAAAUCAAAAAAACAGGAAAUCAUCAAGAAGAUGAUUUCAGUAGUGGGAAGUGAAACUGAUUUCAAUGCUGGUCAGCCUGGAACAGAAAUCUUCAAUAUGCCAGCAUCUACAACUGCAGUACCUGUAAACAUCCGCCAAAACCCAGCCCCAGAAACGCCUGGAAACUCAAUAGGCCUGGAGGCCAUUAUAAGAAAGGCUUUGAUGGGCAAUUAUGAUCAAUCUGAGGAGCGCUCUCCAUCCAACGCUGCUACCCUGCUGAGCUCCGGUUUGUCUGCAGAGGGGCGAGUUGAAGACUCUUUGUCACAAGGAGGCACAAAGUCCUCGAAGGGUAGUGGACGCUCUAAUGGGCGCAAGGCAAAGUCUCCAGGACCAGGGCUUUCAGGAGGUGAGAGACCUUCCUCAGUGUCCUCGGUCCACUCAGAGGGAGACUGCAACAGGCGAACCCCGCUCACCAACCGUGUCUGGGAGGACCGGCCUUUGUCUGCAGGUUCAACACCAACUCCGUUUCCAUGCAACCCGCUGAUCAUGCGUUACCCCAGCGGACCGAUGCCUGCUCAUUCACCCUCCUCUGGCCAACAAGGGAGCCAGGGACCAGGGUCCGGACCCGGACAGGGUCGCCCCUCCUGGGGGGAGGAGGAGCACAAACCUCUGCUUGUGUCUCAAUACGAGACCCUGUCCGACAGCGAGUGACUGGAAACGGCAGAUUAAACAGGACCUGCGUACGGUCACUCACCUCCACAAACACGGCAUCCGCAGACCUUCCCACACCAUUCCAACACGUAUUUCCUCCAUCAGUCAUCGAGAAUGGAUCGGGUCCUCCUCUCAUGCACCUGAUAUGCCAAACAGCGACGAAGUGGAGCACUGCUGCACCCCCCGUGCAUGCAUGUGUGCACGCACGUGUAUGUAUGUUUGCGCUUACAUGUUAUGCAUUCACUCCAGGACUGCUCCAAAGGACAAAUCACUUUUUCUUUUUUUUUCUUUUUUCUUCUUAAUUUACUACUUUUCCUCACUGGCCUUAUCGAUAUACACACAUGGACCUCCACCCUUUGCGGGUAUCCUGGUCUAAUGUUUUUACACUUGUGUGGAGGGGACUGAGAUUGUGUCGUUGGUCCGGUCAGGAGGCCGAUGACUGCUGCUCUAGUGACAGAUGAUUUGACCCGAGAGCAGCGGCAUGCACACGGAUGACCCUCUCGUAUUUCUUCAUGGUGAACUCCAGGUGUACGUGGCUUGAGCACUGCUACCACUACAAGAACACAUGCGAGGGUGGACAGGAGGAGAAUCGACGUGUUUGUUUUUUCCUUGGGUUUUUUUCUUUUUUGUUGGUUUUGUUUUUUUUUUUUUACUUUAAAUUCUGUCAGUCCAGUCCUGUGUUUGGUGAGCUGAGACCUUUAGUACAUUUUGAUGGUGAACUUUUGAUGGUGUCAUUUUGUUGUAAGGAUGUAUCUUUUUUGCGGGGGGGGGGGCGCAGGCAGAGAUUGUUAUGUGGGUGGGUCAUAUCAUUGGUUUACAGGGUAAACAUGCUGUUCGUUGCUGAUGUCGUCACAUAGUGGGGAGGGCCCUGGAGAAAAGGCAAAGCCCUAGUUUGACUUCAGGAAUCCAUGUGCGGAGAGAUGAUUUGCCAGAUGGAUGGCACUGAGACAAGUGACACUCUCACUGUUUUUUUUUUUUAUUUUAUUUUUUUUAUAUAUAUUAACCAUGUCUGUGUUUGUUGAAACGGUUUUUUGGAUAUUAAGCACUUAGUUGUCAAUCUGUUCACAAUGGCAUUUAAGAAAUUGUUUCCUGUGUCAGGUGGGAAAAAAUAAUGGACACAAGAACUGCGUAGAAAAUCCCACUGUGGAGGUCUCCUUCAACAUCUGCUCAUUUUGUUCUUUGGUCUUGCCACCUCUAUUGUGUAGCUCCCCCGCACUCAAAGCGACAAUCACAUUUCGGUGAUCGAUGACUUAAGCCGCUUCGAGCCAGUUUGCAGACCAAACUUAAAGCUGCUUAAAGGCGAAUUCCACAGCAUCACUCGAGUUUCCUUGCAUUAAAAAAGGUGACUUUAAAGAAUUAAAAAAGAAGCCAUCCUUCUAUGACUCUUUGUCCAUGGCAGUGUCGGGUUCCUCUGGCCUGCUAGAAUCCCGAUCUGACCUCUGACCUUUUGCUGCCCAGAAGAGGCACUGAGACUCGACUCCUCAUCCAGGCAGAUUUUGUACAGUUAUGAGAUAUUCUUAGUGUUAAGUGCCAUUUAUUUUACAAUAUACAGUACUCAAGUGACGCACAAUUUUUCUUUUUAGCCCCCACAUGCCGGGAUUUAUACUGUCCACACAGGGAAAUGUAAAACAAGAAACAAACAAAAAAAUAAACAAAUGAAACAUCUUUUUUUCCUCCCUUCCCAAUCCAUCACUGCCUUAGCUUUUAAAUGUUUCACUCAUUCGAUUUGUACACUAAACAAGACAAAACUGUGUCAAACGACUGCUUACCUGGGCCUGCAUCAGACGCUUUCUUAAACAACAGACCUAUGACAAAUUAAUUCAAGUGUACUUCAUUGCAGCUCCUGAGUUUGUACGAGUCAGAGGAGGUGGAGGGGCGAGGCGUUCAGAAGCAUCCUGGUAGUUUUUACACGACGAUUUCUCACAAUUUUAGCACAUUUUCGUGCAGCGUUUUAAAGGUCACCCUAACUCUGUAAAUUGAUGUGAAAAGCUUCUGUUUUUCCUUCCCUGCCUGGGACUGGGAAGCAGCGGCAGUAAGCUCGUGAUACUCGCAACACAAACAUGACUGUUAUAGGACUACCUCCUCUCCCUCCUUCAUCCUACCUUGUUGACGGUGAAGCAUCUAGCUGGCCUUACCUGCAAAAAGCUCAUCUCAGCUGUGUUUGAGGUCUCUUUCUUUUCUUUCUUUUAGUUUUUAUUUUAAAGUUUUUUUUUUCUGUCAAGACUGAUGGAUGGUUUAUUUGAUCAGGCACGGCAGAAACAGUUUCUGCGUGUAUAUCACUUAUCCACUGAUGAAAUUUAAGAAUGUGACGCUAAACAGACUAAGCCAUAUCCAGCUGUUCCCUGACUAAUAUGUUUUUUUGUUUUUUUUAAGUAUACUAAAAAUGAAUUUUAACAUGUAUCCAGUUUGUUUUUUGUUCUCACUGUUUGUUCAGUGCACGCCUGUUUCAUUUGGAAACCAGAUUAAUCAUUCAAACCUAAAAGGACAAAGGUGAUUGCUGAUGGUGUUCCCUGGACUGUCCAGUGGGGGGGGGUGGGAUAGGGAGGGGUGGGGGAUUGACAAACAACACAUUGUUCAACCAUUUUGUGCAUUUUUUUUUUAUUAUAACCCACUGUAUAAUAGCAAGGAUUGUAUAUACAACUGAAGAGAUGUAAAUAUUUAUGUGGCUUGCUUCAAGGUUGGUAUUACAAGAAAAGAAAGAAGACAUAUUCACAUGGUUAAAUUCUACAUGCCCACCAGCAAGCUUUGUGGAUAGCAGUGUAAAAAUGAAAAACAAAAGAGACACUGCCUUAAUGUUUAAAUAAAAAGCUUAUUGCCA
This is a messenger RNA of Maylandia zebra (zebra mbuna), 10253 nucleotides long. RefSeq names its product nuclear receptor corepressor 2 (gene ncor2). The record is from RefSeq and is a predicted model, not a curated record. Lineage: Eukaryota; Metazoa; Chordata; Actinopteri; Cichliformes; Cichlidae. Gene Ontology annotation, cellular component: chromatin. Gene Ontology annotation, molecular function: transcription corepressor activity. Gene Ontology annotation, biological process: negative regulation of transcription by RNA polymerase II.